Molecule: messenger RNA, 372 nt
Organism: Ustilaginoidea virens
Lineage: Eukaryota; Fungi; Ascomycota; Sordariomycetes; Hypocreales; Clavicipitaceae
Exons: 2
Coding region: 1-372 (123 amino acids)
Source: RefSeq, a predicted model, not a curated record
AUGUCUGUCCGCGAGACAUCCUGUGGCAAUGUGGACGAGGAUUCCACGAUUGAAUCCGCCAUUCGCGAGAGCGUAAGGGCGAUGCGGGCACGAGGCGCCACCUUGGAUACACUACACGAGGCAAACAAUUUUUUUUUUGAGAAAGGCAGUAUAUUUGAAGAUGAAGAGUAUCGAAUCAGGACUUUUAUUCUCCCCAGAUAUCAGGAUCAGUGCGAGAGGAGUUCCCUGCUGCAAGGCAAGGCAAUACGACCGACACCCACAAUGCGGACCUUGAAGGAGCCAUUGGAGAGUCCAAAACCGCACUGCCUCACUCCCCUGUGGGUUACGAAGCUGACAUUCAGCGGACCAUUACAAAAUCAAAACAAGAAUUAG